UGCAAAGAUGGUGGAGGCAUUAGACAUGUUGACCUUUCGCCGCUAACAAUAAUCUCGUAUUUAGUUCACCAAAUUUGAUGCUUUGACAACAGCGAAGACCAUUCGACCAGGGAUUGUGAUGGGAGAAUUUGGAGAAACGAGAAAGGGACAAAACCUGGAGACGAUAAUUUCGAAGCUUUCUAAGGAGCAGCCGAACGGGAGACGAAACAGCUUUAUGCUGAUUUCAGGUAUAGACCAUUCAAAUGUCAUGUUUCACCUUGGGAAUGGAGGGCAUGAGUCCGAGGGGGAGGAAAGUGAACCAGACCUAUUUCAGUGUGGGAAAUGCAAACGAAUGUUUACCAGCUUACAGAAAUACCUGAAACACAAAGCAGCCAAGGAUUGCAUUCAGCUUCAAACUCACGGACAGACAAAUGCAAUCAGUCCUGUUACGAACGGAGAGGUUUUCGACAGUCCUGAUGAAAAUAGCUCCAUUCACAGUCCCACAAGAAGGAAACACGACAGAAAAGGGAUCGCUCGUCGAGUGUCCAACUUCUCCUCUGAAGGAGAAUCCGUGAGUCCAGAUAUUCCAAUAGUCGUUCCCGAACAAGUUUACAGCGUCCCACCAUCCUCUUUCCCAGUUCAUAUAGAAGCCCCUCCCACCUCCAACUUCCAUGACUUCUCCAACCCUGUUGUAAGCAUCUCUGUUGCAGAAGCCCUUCGUUCGCAUAGCCCUGUGGUAGUCCAACCUACGCCUAAUUUUAACUCUUGGAAUGGAACUGUAAGUGAACAGGCCGAUAGUGUGAACCCGCCAACUAUGGCGACCAGCGUCUAUGCGCAGAUGCCGUCCGCUACAGUGGUGAAUCCCGUACCAGCUCUUUCCCUCCAACACCCCAAUCAGACAUCUCCAGCACCCAAUAUUGGCUCGUCACACGUGGACCAGCAGUGGACUGGGCCGAGGUUGAGAGGGCCAACAGCCAUCCAACCAGCUGCUUCCCCCCAGGCUCCAGUGCACAUGACGAGGAGCAAAAAUGGACUGGGACAGCCUCCGCCACUUGUGGUACAUCUUAAGGACAGAGGUCGACCUGUGCGUGCCAAGGAAACUGGUUUAACAGAGGAAGAACUUACAGAGGAGUUUGUGACGUCCUCCGGUCAGAAGGUUUACAGAUGUAAAAAAUGCGACAAGGAGUUUUCUUUCUCGAGUCGUUUAAAACGCCACCUUGUGGUGCACACGGGUGCGCGGCCGUUCGAGUGUCACGUUUGUUCACGUCGCUUCACACAAGCCGUGGACCUCAAGCGUCACAUGCUACGUCACAGCGGUCAAAAACCGCACGUGUGUCACUUCUGUGGGAAGCAGUACACUCGAGGAGAUCGGCUUAAAGUGCACUUGUUAUCACACACGCAAGAAGAUAAUUCGGAGAAGCCCUAUAGUUGCUCAAGGUGCAGUGCCACUUUCUACGAGGCAGAGGAACUGCGACUGCAUGUGUGUGAAUUUCAAGAUGGCGCACAGCUGGUAGGAGGUGAUGUUGCGCUCAGUGACGCUUAUGGAGAGGAGCGCGGAGGUAAGGCGGCUCGCACAGGAAAGAAUUUUUCGUGCGAAGAGUGCAACUCCAGCUUCACCAAGUACACUUCUCUCAAGUCGCAUCUUCUUAAGCACACUGGUGAAAAGAAGUACAAAUGUGAGCAUUGUAACAAAACUUUCUUCAGCUCUAGUAGUUUAAAAAUCCAUGUGCGCGUUCACACUGGCGACCGACCAUUUAAGUGCAAGGAAUGCCCGAGGAAGUUCAGUGACCCGUCGAACUUCAACAAACAUAAACGCUGGCACGCCAAACAAAAGGGCCCGAGUACACCGUCGGCAACAUUGUCGAGCAUCUCCGAGAACAGCUCGUCUUCCGACGAUAAGUUAAAGAGAGACGCUAUCGAUGCCGAAGAAAACGGAUCGGGGCCGACCGAAAACGAAGUACCAGCCGAAGAAUCUGUUGCCACGGAGGGUAACGGGAAAGGAGAGUUGCGAGAAGACCUUUUCCCUGGGACGAGCCAAGAUAUGGAAACUGAAGAGACUGGAGGGUUUAAUUCGCCAGAAGCAUUGCUGAAUAUGGGAUCCGAAUGCGAAACUAGUGUAAAACAAGAGGUGACAGACUAGUUAGGAAACUCGCGAUCCAUGCUAGUAUCUGAGCAAAUGCGCUACCCUUCCCCUAACCCAACAUUAUCCCUAACUUGUUAUCAGUUUACUUUUGUUGUGUUAGAGUUUGGUGCGCAGUUCAUAUUCAUUGAUUGAAACUCAUUAUACAUUUAAUUUCUUAAAUAUUACUCUCCUAUUUAUGUGAAUUGGCUUUGCAUUUUACAAUGGUAAUUUAAGCUAGCUUUAAAAGUGUAUCCAAACAUCGUUUAAUGCAAGCGCUCCACUUCAAUUACAAUGCAUUGAUAUUCAUUUAACGUAUUAGCAAAUAUAUCGGAUUAGGUUUUUGAAAUAGUAGACAUAAAUUUGAUUCUAUAUAUUAGAUAUAUUAUUAUUAUUAUUAUUAUUAGUAUUAUUAUUAUUAUUAUUAUUAUUAAAUGAGCAAAAUAACUGGAGCAGAAGACCUAUGAUUUUGCUUAGAAUAUAAAGCCUCAAUUCGAUGCACUCGAAGUUUCACAUCGUUUUUUUCGUGCAGUGGAGUGCAACCUCAGAUACGACGCUAUUUUGCCUUAAGCUUAAAAGCAGGGUGAAGUGUAGGGAAGUGCGUUUAACCCCCACCCCACCCCCUUCCUUCACCUUCCUUUUCCUCCCCCUACAUUUUGUCGAGAAUCUAUGACAAAAGAAUCUAGAAUGUGUUCUCAAUGAACUUUAACUCUCCGAUUAUCCCUCGGGCGUAGACGGGGCGGCGGG
Molecule: messenger RNA, 2845 nt
Organism: Stylophora pistillata
Lineage: Eukaryota; Metazoa; Cnidaria; Anthozoa; Scleractinia; Pocilloporidae
Source: RefSeq, a predicted model, not a curated record